Messenger RNA from Archocentrus centrarchus (flier cichlid), 6329 nucleotides. RefSeq names its product RUN and SH3 domain containing 1 (gene rusc1). Gene Ontology annotation, molecular function: protein binding. The record is from RefSeq and is a predicted model, not a curated record. The transcript has 16 exons. Bases 204 to 5279 code for a protein of 1691 amino acids. NCBI's taxonomy places the organism in Eukaryota, Metazoa, Chordata, Actinopteri, Cichliformes, Cichlidae. Gene Ontology annotation, cellular component: cytoplasmic vesicle.
UCGAGAUUCACAUUCUCACGGACUGGGGAUGUGAGGGAGCCCGACGAGAUGGAGACCUUCAUCCAUCUUUAUGUGAAUUUGAACGAUCUCGGGAGUCACGCCGAGAUGUGACUGUCACGGCGCGUCAUACUUUGGAGGCUCUACAAUACUUGUUUCCAUAGCAACAGAAAUAUCAGCAUAUCCAAAAAAGUCCCAUUCCCACGAUGCAGUCUUCUCAGCCUCCAAAACCACGGCGCUUUGACGUCAGCAGGCGGACCAAUAACUUAGCUGGACCAAAGCCUCAUGGCCCUGGGUUUCAGAGGGAGGAUAAAAACAUGAACACAAUCACCACGUCGUCCCCACGGCGGGCCACCAAAGGCACUACCGCUCCCUCCAGGACCAAAGUGGGUGUGCAGUCUCGAGCGCCAGUAAGCCAGUCCAGGCUAAGCUCGCAAAAACAGGGUUCUGCCGUCGCUAAAUCAGCUAAACCCAAACCUAAGAGUGCCCGUGCAUUCGCAGCAACCAAGAUUGUACCUGCAGCUGGUCCACCUCCUCCGCCUCCCUCGGUUCUCCCUGUUGACCCCAACUGCAAUGAGCCGAGCCUCCCGUGUCUGUGCUGUGAUGGCCGAUCCCCUCAGGACAACAACAGCAUGUUCAACCACAACCAUAACAACAACAACACCAUCUCCCUCAGACAGCAACUGCAGCUACCGCCUCCUCCGGCCCCGAUGCCCCAGAGGCAGGAUGGGACAGGGGCCAAGGAGCAGGCACAGCCACAGGCCCAGAUGGAGCUCUCCGCCUGCCCUGCUGCCAAUCUGGAAAAUGUAGAGAAGAAUUCAGAUGAGAACAGUGAACUAGACAAUAAGAAAAACGCAAAGGUGGAGGAAGAUGACGAGGAAGAGAGCAGCGGCGAUAUUGAGAUUGAUGAUGAAGAGGAAGAUAACGAUGAUGACGAUGAUGAAGACGAUGACACCCUGGUCCCUUCAUGCUGCGACUGCCCCCCCUCCCUCCUGGAGUUCUCGCUCUCCUCUUCUACCUCCUCUUCCUCCACUUCCAUCAGCUCCUGCUCUGAUCUGGAGUCUGACUGUGCUGAUCAAUCUGCCUCCAUCUGCUCUUCCCAAGAUCAAGACAAUCUGUCCAUCUCUCUGUCCUCCAGAGACCACUCUCUCCCACAAGGCCCUGAAAGCCAGCCUCCUGCUCGCUCACCUCCAUCCCUUCCGCUGAACCAGAAUCCCUUCUCUUUGACAUCUCAUUCCCCAAGUUCACCUUGCUCCCCAGAUGAGGGUUACCCUUCUGCACUUGACUCACCUUCCCCUGACUACUUAGGAGUCAAAGGUGAUUCUGAUGUCACCAAACUAGGCUUGCUUGACUUUCUAGAAUCAGUCGGGGAGUUUGGAAAAAUGGAGCGGUUCAGCCAGGUGAUCCAAGUGGCUCAUUGGGAUCUGGAGGGGGAACAGCAGUGGGAUGUUUUGCGGGAUCGCUUAGAUCACCUGGAUCGUUUGGAAAAGGUGAAUAGGGAAGUAAAACUGUCCUACAUAAAUAUCAGCAGAGAGACCACUUCCAUGGCUGUUUCCACCUCUCCUACUUUGUCUACCUUCUCACCUAACUCCUCAUCCCCCACAUUCACCACUUUUAGGUGUGAGAAAUCACUACCUUCAUCUCCACCAUCCAUCCCUCCUCUCCCUGCUUCGAAGCCAGUUCCUUACCUCACUCUCUAUACCACUCCUUCUCCACCUCCCUCUAUCCCCACCCCAACCCCUCCUAUCCCUCCCCCUCGAAAGCGACACCUGGCCAGAGAUAGAUGGAUCGACACAGAAAAGUUGGAUGGAGAUCGUAAAGCAGAUAUGGCUGAAGAAGGCAAAAAGAAAGAGGAGAGUAGGGACACACAGAGAACCACUUCAUUUACUGAAAUGGCAAGAAGAAGGAAGAAGAACACUGGUUUGGCAUUUGACCAGUACUACAGCACCAGUUUAAGCAAUACGCAUGAAGCUAAAGCAAAGAAUAUGAGCUUUGAGGCUUCCCGUUUUUCUGCUGAGUCACCAGAGACACCGCCACCUCCUCCACCUCCUCGCCCCCUGCCACCCAUUCCUCCUUCUUUGCCAUCCGUCAAAGUCAGCACUCUGCCUGCCAACUCUGAACAACCUGAGCGGUUUGAUUGGCUGAUAGCAUUCACACCUGAAUGUGAAGCCCCACCACAGCAGCCGCCCCUAGAAAAAAGAAAAUCUCUCAUAGAAACCCCAAAGAAGCCCAGUUCAUCAGGUACAUCUCCAAGGUCAGCUCCAAAGGUCACAACCUUUAAAGAGCUGCGUUUCCGCAACAAAAGCGCCUCUCCUCCGACUAAAGUGAUCACUGAGCCUGAUCCUGACCCCACAGUAAUCACUCCAGAUCCAGAUAUACUCUACAACUUAAAGUGGAGGAAGCAGAAGGAAGGAAGUGAUGGCAGCCAGUGGGAGUACACUUCUCAAGCUCAGGCCCUCUUCAUGCAGCCACCGCCAGCCCUCACCUCAAUGGCUGCUCUGCAGGAAAUGCUCCAGAGAGCUGAUAAGGAGGGGGAACAGUUAGAACUGUGCCCAUCACAGAAGAUUGGCUGCUCGAUCAGUGAUAGCAGCCUGUGGACCUUGGACAGAGAGUGGGAGGGGGAAGAAAUUAAGAAGGAAGAAAAGGAGGGGAAGGAUGAACAAAAGGAGGUGGAGGUGAGAGGGCAAGCUGAUGGAGGAUGGACUUUUGAAUCAAGAAAUACAGUUUCCUCACCCCCGCUCUCCCUCGCCCAGUCCUCCCAACCCUACUUCCUCCACACUGCUGUCCCUUCCUUUCGCCCAGGCUACUGUUACUCCCACCCCCUUGCAGAUCCCAGGCCCCGCAGUCAUGUAGGCCAAGAGCCCACAGACACACACUGCACCACACGGUGGACCCCUGCUGCCAGCUCAGCUUAUAGCCACAGAGAUGAAUCCAGCUCUGUUAUAAGCUCUGGGUUUAACGAUGAAUCCCUGGUUGAUUUUGGUGUAGAGUCUCCACGUGACUAUGGGGAUAAGUUUAAGCAAAGCACACGUUCAGCAUACCAAUAUAACAGCGAUCCCAAAACCAGUGAAACGGACUUUGCAACUGACUCAAUCUGUAAUUUUGACUCCCUUUACGGAAGUGAUUCAGAGAGGCAGAAUGAUGCUCACACUGCCUCUGAAGCACCUGUUAGUAGCACAAAUGAAGCGCCAGGUUGCACCACACCAUAUAAGAAUAUUGAUGUUAUGUUGAUGUAUUCAAACAGCAGGAGUGCUAUGGAUUCGCUGUAUUCAGAAAAGCGCUCACACUCACAGUCAGACCAGGACAGCAUCAAGGCUAGGGCAUCCAAAGAGCUUCCUCCUCUCCCCACCUGUUACCUGUACCACCCUAAGAACUGCCCGCUUCACAGGGGUGCUCCCCCUCGCCUCUCCCCUAUCGGAGCCCUCUCCCCUCCCCACCGCUCUGGAGCACCCCCUCCAGGUGCAGGAAGCUCCUCCCUCAGCUCUCCGCUUUUCCCCCGCUCUCACACCUUGCCUGCCCUCGCUGCUCCCCUCUACUAUCCAAACCUCUACCCUCCUAUACCGCCCAGGGCGCCCCCCCUACCCCCAAAACUCUACCAGGCUCCUCUGCAGUCACGCGUGGCGAUGUCGCUGUCAGCUGUUCGCAGUGUCUCAUUCGCUGGCUCUGUGCAGAAGACAGAGACACCCUGGAUGGGUGAAGAUGUUAAGCAUCCAAUGAGAGGUCUUGGCCUGUCCUCUCUGUGCCUCCAGGAAAAGAAAGCUCUGGUCGGUGCAGUCAGUGUGGCAGUGGAAGCCAUAUUGGCCCAGUUCAGUUCUUCAAGGACUGUAGUUCAGAAGUCCCUCUCAGUUAACAGGGCCUUAUCAGGAGACAGCGCUAUAAAUCCAUCACUGGGCCGCCUGGUGCUGCAGUGCCUCUGCCCUGCCCUUCACAGCUUGCUGACUGAUGGCUUGAAACCUUACCAGAGUGACCUGAUUGCAGGCAGGAGGCCAAAUUCUGCCUGGAGUCUAGUCCAGGCCUCAACCAGGGCAGGUCCUAAAACUCAUGCCUUGUUCAACCUGCAAGUGCGAGUUGGCGAGCUGCCCCACCUCAGACAGAGCAAGCACAGGUUCAACGCAUUCCUCCUCGGCCUACUGAAUACCAAGCUUCUUGACUUCUGGCUGUCUCACCUUCAGUCUUGCAGUGAUGUGCUGGAGACAUAUUACCACCCCACCUCUUUUAUGCGUCUGUCGCUGACUGCCUGCCAGCCUCUGUUUGAGGAGCUGCUCCUUGUGUUGCAGCCUCUCAGCCUGCUGACCUUCAACCUCGACCUGCUCUUCCAGCACCACCAUUUAGAGCCAGAGAGUCACAGGCCAGAGAUCCCCAGCCCUCCCUUUCUGGAUUCUGGGUUCCAGUUGUCAAUAAAGGAGACAGCAAUAAAGGGGUCCCAAUCCAAGAUUCCAGGCAGCAGGUACACUGAAAGCCUCUCAGAAGUACACUUUGGAAACCCAGAUCAUCAGGCAGCUAAAGAUGCUAAAUCAUCACCCCUGGCUAAUUCUGAAAACGGAGGAUCAGGAGCAUCAACAGAUACCCAUGCUGGACCCAUAAAGGCUUCAGUCACUCUGGGAGAGACAAGUCCUCAGCUGUUGUGGGUGCAGGAAAAAGAAAUUGAAGAUUUGCCUCCUCCUGAUGUUGAGGAAGACAGCCUCGCUCAGCAGGCAGGACAGGUGAUCCAACAGGGAUGGGGUGCAGUGGUGCGCUGGGGAGGCCGACUGAGUCAGAACCUGGCUGAGUUGAGCCUGUCUGCAGUGAAGAAGGAUGAAGUGAAAACUGAUCUGCCAGAUCUCCAGGCUCAGGCAGGAAGUGAUUACAGUCCAGUCAGCGGUGGCACUCAGGUUCCCUGGGGUCUGGGCCGGCUCUUUGGAGCCUCUAAAACUCCCAGCAGCCCGACAGAUCACACACUACCAACCAGACGUCCCUCUCAGUGGUUUGCUCCUGGUGUCACUGCACUGACCCGAAUAGUGAGCAGCAGCUCCACGCCAAUACUAAGAAGGGCCCCUGAGCCCCCGGGAGAGACCGGAUCAGAGUCAGAGAAAGAUGUCGACACGCUGGAGAUGAAGGACAAACCCAGACCACUCAGGUCAGUGCGAACGUUGUGUGACCACGCUGGAUCCGGUUCCGAGCUCAGCUUCCGCAAAGGGGAGGAGCUCGUGGUGUUGGGAGGCGUAGAUCAAGAUUGGAUUCGCUGUCGUCAGGGAGACAAAGAGGGGCUGGUACCUAUUGGCUACACCUCUCUCAUCAUGUGAUCAUAACUGCUUCAAGUAAAGUCUGUAGGUUUGGUGGCUGGUCUUCACCUCGUACCUCAGCUUUUGUAUUUAUCUUAACCCCUUCCUGCCAUGUUUGCCGAUCAUAAUCAUUGAUAUUAAUGGUAGUGGUAGCGGUGGAAGUGAUUUGUUUGUUUUGUUGUUGCUUAAAUGAAAAAAAUUUGUUGUUUUGUGUCAUAUAUUUAUUAGUUAUCUGUAUUGAUGACUAUGCAUAUAUUUAAAUGUGCAACUAGAAGUGUGUUCAGUUGGUUCCAAAGUCAGUUUUAAUUUGAUGUUAUCAUGCAAAUGGAAAUUCUAAAGCAUAAAAUGUUAAAUGCUUAAAUUAAGAAAAGAAAAAUUAAAGAGCGUGGCUAGGAAAGGCAAACGCUAAUGGACCUUUAUUUAAUCAUCAGGUUUUAUUGCCAUUGAUUAAUCAGGGAAAGAUCCGUUUUUCAGAAUUUCAGUGUAGCAUGAGAUUACUGGCAACAGUCCAGUGGCAUUAACUUAAACCACAGUCAUAACUCAUGAUCAGAAAAAAAAAUGCCAGCACGCGAAUAUCUGGGUGUUUAAAAGAAACAAAGUCCAUAAACAGAUAAAAUAUCAGUAGACGCAUUAAAUUGUUUAGUUUGUUUCUUUCCGAUGUGAGAUUAUAAAUGCAUUUGUUUGAAAGCUAUUUAUUUAUGGGAUGUAUUAUUUAUUGAUCUCGAGGCUUCUGAAAGGAAUAGCUCACUAUCUACCCGGGUUCUUUGUGUGCCAGAAUGCGCGCAUGGUGGCGUGUGUGGAAGUGAAAGCAGAGAUGAGUGUAAGCACUUCUAUGUGUCAGCACAUCCUGCACUUUCACGUGUGUGUGUGUGUGUGUGUGUGUGUCAGUUAGUUCUGUUCCUCCCUCUCCUCCUCUUCUUUCUCUCUGGUGUCAUGUAGCCUGUAGACAUCCCUUUGUCCUACUGUUGCGUAUAGUUGAGUGCCCCUUUAGUGUCAGUCACUGUUCAGCUCCUGCAUGUGCUUGUUUGUAAAUACACCAAAUAAAAUAUGUAUAAACCAAACCUGAUCACC